Messenger RNA from Emiliania huxleyi CCMP1516, 1428 nucleotides. RefSeq lists its product as hypothetical. Gene Ontology annotation, cellular component: small-subunit processome; 90S preribosome; nucleolus. The transcript is spliced from 7 exons. Lineage: Eukaryota; Haptophyta; Isochrysidales; Noelaerhabdaceae. Gene Ontology annotation, molecular function: protein binding. Gene Ontology annotation, biological process: maturation of SSU-rRNA from tricistronic rRNA transcript (SSU-rRNA, 5.8S rRNA, LSU-rRNA). The record is from RefSeq and is a predicted model, not a curated record. The coding region runs from base 1 to 1428 and encodes 475 amino acids.
AUGGCCAAGUCCAGAGGCCAUCCCAAGCUCCUCUCUGCCAGCGAUGGCGGCAAGAUGAAUGCCGCCGAGCGGAAGCGCCUCUCGCGCUACUCGCGCGGCGAUGGCAACUCAUCCAAGGGCGUCACAAAGCCGGGGCUGAAGCGGUCGAUCAAGCGGGGCGAGGCGAAGAUAGGAGCGGCGGAGCGCAAGGCGGCGCAGGCCGAGGUGCUGCAGCCCAGCGAGGCGGGCUUCCUCGAGGCGGAGGGCCCGCUCGAGCGCACUUGCAGGGUGCGCCAGUCGCAGCUCGCGGCGAUGGUGGACGAGCAGACGGCGGCAAAGGCCUACGAGGUGCAGCUGCCGGACCUCGGGCCGUACCGUGUCGCCUUCACCGCCAACGGACGCCGCCUCCUCCUCGGAGGGCGAAAGGGGCACGUCGCCGUCGCGCGGUGGGAGGGAGGGUUCCACGUCCUCUCUGAACUGCAGCUGCGGGAGACGGUGCGAGACCUGACCUUUCUGCGCGACCACACGAUGUUCGCCGUCGCGCAGCACAAGAACCUGUACAUCUACGACGCCUCCGGCACCGAGCUGCACUGCCUCCGCUCGCACCGGCCGGACGUGCAGCGGCUCGCAUAUCUCAACCUCUGGACCGCUCCCGUACCGUCUCCUCUAGGCGAAAACGUCUCCGACAUCCGGACGCGGCUCGGCGAGUGCGACUGCAUGCGCGCCUCGCCGUACAACGCGGUGGUGCACCUCGGGCACACCAACGGCACCGUCACGCUCUGGACGCCCAACAUGCACGAGCCGGUGUGGGACGUGCGCACCUACCGCCCGCUGCACUCGUACCGCACCCCGCGGCCCGUCACGUCGAUGGACGUCUCCGACCGCGGGCUGCUCGCGGCGGCGUGCGGCGCGGCGGUGCAGGUCUUCAAGGACGGCCUCGCCGCGCGCGCCUCCGCGCCGCACCGGCUGCCAGGCCGCGAGGCGACGUUGGUCCGCUUCUGCCCGUAUGAGGAUGUGCUCGGCGUCGGCCACUCGCGCGGCUACUCGUCGGUGCUGGUGCCGGGCGCCGGAGAGCCAAACUUUGACGCCUUCGAGGCGAACCCCUUCGAGACGCGCACGCAGCGGCGCGAGGCGGAGGUCGACCGCAACCAGGGCGAGCGGCAGCGCGAGAUCCAGGCCGCCAACGCGGCGCGCAUCGCCGAUAUCAAGGCGAACCGCAGGGCGAAGCGCAAGACGCGCGGCCGGUCAAAGGCGUCGCGCCGCGCCGCCAAAAAGGAGGGCAACAUCAUCGACGAGAAGCGGCAGCGGCGCAAGGCGCAGCUCGAGGCGCAGGAGCAGGCGAAGAGCAAGAAGCGGACCAACCGCGCCAGCGGCGGCGCGGGCGCGCCGCCGAAGCCGUACGACCCGCUCGACCGGUUCGUGGCGCCGCCCGCGCCGGCGCCCGGGUAG